This is a messenger RNA of Hemisphaericaspora subhashii, 1065 nucleotides long. RefSeq lists its product as uncharacterized. Gene Ontology annotation, biological process: inositol catabolic process. The record is from RefSeq and is a predicted model, not a curated record. The coding region runs from base 1 to 1065 and encodes 354 amino acids. Lineage: Eukaryota; Fungi; Ascomycota; Pichiomycetes; Serinales; Debaryomycetaceae. The transcript has a single exon. Gene Ontology annotation, cellular component: cytoplasm. Gene Ontology annotation, molecular function: iron ion binding; inositol oxygenase activity.
AUGACUGGAGCUAAAGAGAGCGAAUCGGGGAAAAUACGAAAAGAGUAUAGGAAUGAGCAUAAUAGCGUGAUCGAGAAAAACCGAAAGUUUUCAGGGAUUCUAUUGGAAAAAUUAGAUGAUGAUGUCUUAAAUGUAAAUCGAAUAAGGCAAACCAUGGGAGCCACAAUAUCUCAGCAGCAUACAAUCGAGGAAGAAAUCGCAUCUCAUUCCAAAGAUGAUGGUCAUGAUACUUCUGCCGAGGCUGAAGAAAACUGGCAUAUUGCUUCUGAAUACUAUAAGAAUAUAGAUACUAAAGCAUUUCGUCAAUAUGAAUUAGCUUGUGAUCGAGUUAAACAAUUUUAUGAAGAGCAACAUGAAAAACAAACGGUUGCAUAUAAUAUCCAAGCUCGAAUAAAUUUCAAAACUAAAACCAGAGCUAGGAUGUCAAUUUGGGAAGGGCUAGAGAAAUUAAAUAAACUUUUGGAUGAUUCUGAUCCCGAUACGGAAUUAUCCCAAAUAGAUCAUGCAAUUCAAACAGCAGAAGCUAUACGAAGAGAUGGGAAACCAAGAUGGUUUCAGUUAGUUGGUCUAAUUCAUGACUUGGGUAAGUUGUUAUAUUUUUUUGAUUCAAAAGGUCAAUGGGAUGUGGUUGGAGAUACUUUCCCAGUAGGUUGUAAGUUUUCAAAAAGGAUUAUAUUGCCAGAUAGUUUCGCUAAGAAUCCUGAUUUCUUGAAUCCUUUAUAUAAUACCAAGUAUGGUAUUUAUUCAAAACACUGUGGAUUGGACAAAGUUAUGUUAAGUUGGGGACAUGAUGAAUAUAUGUAUCAUGUUGCCAAGAACAAUUCAACAUUACCGAUAGAAGCAUUGGCAAUGAUACGAUAUCACUCAUUUUACCCCUGGCAUCAAGAAUACGCUUACAGUUAUCUAAUGGAUGAACAUGACAAAGAAAUGUUAAAGGCUGUGCAAGCAUUUAACAGUUAUGAUUUGUAUUCAAAGGUUGACCAAACUUAUGAUAUUGACGAGCUAAAACCUUAUUAUUUAGAAUUGAUAGAUGAGUUUUUCCCCAAUAAGAUAAUUGAUUUUUAG